Messenger RNA from Colletotrichum truncatum, 1047 nucleotides. RefSeq lists its product as uncharacterized. The record is from RefSeq and is a predicted model, not a curated record. NCBI's taxonomy places the organism in Eukaryota, Fungi, Ascomycota, Sordariomycetes, Glomerellales, Glomerellaceae.
AUGCCAGGCAAUCCGCCGCGGACAGACGUCGACGGCAUAGACUACACGAGAUGCACCGCCCCUCACAAUCACCUCGUUGAUUGCUGCCUAGCGGCCGGUGGUCGGCUCGACCCAGCUGCCGAGUGCAGCCGCACCACCUACUUCAGCACGUACGGCGAUACGACUGAGGCCGUCCGCCGAAGGCUGCAUCCCUCACUGGUCGCCUUCCUCACUGUGGCUCGCACUCCCAAAGUCUCGCUCUUCUUUGUUGAUGGCAUGCCAGACCUGGUCGGUGACUACAGCGACGUCUUUGACAACGAGAUGGCUGACAAUGAGAAUGAGCCCAAGGCCUCCAUCGUUCGCCUGUACAUCUCCCACAUGGAUGCCUGCGACGGCAGGUCAGGCGACAUGAUCCGCCUCAGCAAGGUCAUCGCCUCUCCCACCGACCGAACGACACUGUACGGCGGCGUCAAGAUCGGGAAUUGUGAGGCGGGCGCUCUGGAGAUCGACAGUUCAGGCUGGAGGCCCUCCUUCCGCUAUCAUUGUGACAAGGGGCACGGCACAGUCCCAGAUGGCAUCCCAUUCCCGUCUCACGUGCCGUCAGGUGUCUACAGCGAGUGCGUCGUCCGGCCCGAACCCGAGAAAACCAAGGAGGUGUUCCGUCUGCCGCUGCCUGUCAACCUGUACGGGCGCGUUUUCAGCAGCGAGGAAGAGAUGAAGAAUACGGCGGUCGACGAGCUGUUCCAGCAUGGAUCCAAGCCUUCUGGGGUAAACCCUAACAGGUCCCAGCGCCUGGAGCGGCUGCUGCACCACUGGGCAACCUUGGUCGAUCGAGGGUUCUGGUCUGUCGGGCCGCACGGGGUGGCGGGCUCGAUCGAGGUGUUCAAGGAUGCUACGCUAAACUGGGCGGAUUACAUGAUUCCAUUGAGUUGGCAAGGCACAUCCCCAGGCCGCUUGUUCUCUCAGCUCGGAGGACAGCGGCGUUGUUGGGCUUGCACUCCCACUUCGUCGAAGGGUCGCCACUCAGGCUCGCAGUCGCCCGAGUGGCAGUUCCCGGGCGCCCAGUAG